AUGUUAACUCUUCCUCCAUUAACUAGCGAUAUAUCAAUUUCCAUCAAUUCUUCGGCCAACAAAUCCGCUCCUGUUCGUUGUCCAAUUGAACCAGUUGGUAAACAUUUCAUGCACCAUGCUCAAAGAACCUUGAGAAACCACACAUGGUCUGAAUUUGAAAGAAUUCAAGCCGAGCAAAAUGUUAAAGAAGUUGAAGGCUCCAAUGUUGAUCCUGAUGAAUUGCUCUUUGAUGAUGAGCUCACUGAUAUGUCAUUAUUAGACAUAAAAGCAAAAGACUGGAAGUCUGCAGACUUAUAUGCUGCUAUGGGUCUAUCCAAACUUCGUUACAAAGCUACUCCUACUCAAAUUAUCAAAGCUCAUAGAAGACAAGUGUUGAAGCAUCACCCUGACAAAAAGUCUGCUUCUGGCGUGGGCUUGGAAGAGGAUAACUUGUUUAAAAUUAUUCAAAAGGCAUUCGAGGUCUUGACCGACACCACUAAGAGAGCUCAGUACGACUCCUGUGAUUUUAACGCUGAUGUCCUGCCUCCAAAGAAGGGUACUUCCUACGACUUUUUUGAGGCCUGGGGUCCCGUUUUUGACGCCGAGAGUAGAUUCUCUAAGAAACAGCCUGUUCCUUCUCUAGGCAAUAUGGAGACACUAAAGGAAGAAGUCGAAAAGUUUUACGCUUUCUGGAAUAGAUUUGACUCUUGGAGAUCAUUUGAGUUCUUGGAUGAGGAAGUCCCAGAUGACUCCUCCAACAGAGACCACAAGCGUUACGUAGAGAGAAAGAACAUUGCUGCUAGAAACAAGAAGAAGACUGCAGACAACGCUCGUCUAGCCAAACUUGUUGAAAGAGCAAUGUUUGAGGAUCCUCGUAUUAGAAAAUUCAAGGAAGAAGAAAAGAAGGAGAAGGAGAGAAAGAAGUGGGAAAGAGAAGCUGGAGCUAGAGCUGAAGCCGAGGCAAAAGCAAAAGCUGAAGCUGAAGCUAAGUUAAAGGCCGAAGAAGAGGCAGCUGCAGCUGCAGCCGCCAAGGUUGACAAGAAGAAGGCUAAGGAAGCUGCCAAAGCCGCUAAGAAAAAGAACAAGAGAGCAAUUCGUUCUGCGCCAAAAGAAGCUGACUACUUUGGCGAUGCUGAUAAAGCCACUAUUAUUGACGAACAAGUCUCAUUGAUUGUGGACAGCAUUGACGAUGAACAGCUAUCUGAACUUGCCAACAAGAUCAAGGACCAACCAAAGGCUGUUUUGGCUGAUCUUGCUAAGACUCUUGUUGACUCGGGCAAGGUUCCAUCAUCUUUGGUCUCAUACUUCAUCUGA
Eremothecium sinecaudum is the source of this 1293-nucleotide messenger RNA. RefSeq names its product zuotin (gene ZUO1). Gene Ontology annotation, biological process: 'de novo' cotranslational protein folding; regulation of translational fidelity. Gene Ontology annotation, molecular function: Hsp70 protein binding; ribosome binding. Lineage: Eukaryota; Fungi; Ascomycota; Saccharomycetes; Saccharomycetales; Saccharomycetaceae. The transcript has a single exon. The record is from RefSeq and is a predicted model, not a curated record. Gene Ontology annotation, cellular component: cytosol. The coding region runs from base 1 to 1293 and encodes 430 amino acids.